AUGAUCUAUUGAGUUUGAAGUGCCCACCACAGCAAGCGGAGAAUACUAGAACUAUAGGUACACUUGAAUGAUUUCAGUGACACAACAACAUCAAAAGCGCCAACAACAACCUCCAUGAAGCACAAAGAAGCCAAGAAGCGAUAGAAGUAUGAUCGAGCUGGGCCUGCAGCGGAUUUCGCGCUUGCUAUCUACCACUGCACUUCCAUGGAAAGCCAUUCACGUCGCGGGAACCAAUGGCAAAGGCACCGUAUGCCACCUCACAUCUGCCCUCCUCAAUGCAUACAACCGCUCGCAGUAUCGGGAGAAACUCCAGCAAUCACCUGUCACACACGGCCGCUUCACCAGUCCUCAUCUCGUCGAUCGCUGGGACUGCAUAGCUUUCAGCAAUGGCGGCGCCAGUCAUCAUGCCAUGGACGUCGUGCCCGAGCGAGACUUUUUCGAGGAAGAAAGCGCUGUCAAGGCAUUCAAUGCGCAGCAUAACAUUAAUGCUUCGGAAUUCGAAAUUCUCACUGCUACUGCAUUUCGCCUCUUUACCCAAAGGGAGCUGGACGUGGCCGUUGUUGAAGUCGGCUUGGGUGGUCUUCUGGACGCGACCAAUAUCCUCGGAGAGCCAGUAUCCGGGUCUACAGAAACUAAACUGAUCCGGAAACGGUUCAAUCCUGCGAAGUGGCGUCCAAAGCCUCUCAUCACUGCUAUUACACAGAUUGGCCUCGAUCAUCGCGGAUUUCUAGGCAACACACGAGCAGAAAUCGCGACUCAAAAGGCCGGGAUUAUGAAAUCAGGCGUUCCUGUAGCAUGGGCCCGUGAUGCCGAAUUGGACAUUUUAUUCGAAUCCAAAGCACGAGAACUGCAUGCCCCUGUAAUUCGAUGGGAAAACAUACUACCCCUCAUGACACCCAGCGCGUGGCAAGACCUUUCGCCACCGAGGCGAAUCAAUGGCGAAUUGGCCAUCAUAUCCGCAUGGACCGCACUCACGAAUUUGGGCAGAAUUCCCUUCGACGCCACACAAGAUGAUGAAACAUCAACCACCACCACCAAUACCAAAAAUCUCCGCGACAACCUUCUCGCCGAAUGGCAAACCAUCAUCCAAACCCACACUUUACCCGGCCGACAAGAAACCAUCUCUCUCGCACCCAUCAUGCGCACCAGCACCAGCAAAACAACAACCGCCCUCCUCGACGGCGCCCACAACUCAGAUGGAAUCCACCACCUCGCCCAAACCGUCCAAAACACUCUUCGCACCCGAAACAAAAAAACCCCCACCCCGAUAAUUUGGAUCCUCGCCCUCUCUGUCUCGUCAGAUCGUAAUCCCACUCCUAUCCUUCAGACUCUUUUGCAACCUGGCGAUAGAGUUUUUGCUGUCGAAUUCGGUCCUGUGGAUGGGAUGGAUUGGGUGCAAGCGCUUUCUGCGGAGGAAAUUGCUGGAGUUGCGGAGGAGGUUAUGGAGAUGAAGAAGAUGGAGAUGGAGAUGGAGAUGGGAUCGGUAGGGGGUAGAGAGGAUGUGCAAAUUUGGAAAAGGGAUUUGGAAGGGGCGUUGAGAGGGGCUUGUGAAUUGGCGGGGCGAGUUGGAGGGGAAGUGGUGGUUUGUGGGAGUUUGUAUUUGGUGGGGGAUGUUUGGAGGUUGUUGAGAGAGAGGGAGGGAGAGAGAGAGGUAGGUAGAUAA
Sphaerulina musiva SO2202 is the source of this 1663-nucleotide messenger RNA. RefSeq names its product Mur ligase. Lineage: Eukaryota; Fungi; Ascomycota; Dothideomycetes; Mycosphaerellales; Mycosphaerellaceae. Gene Ontology annotation, biological process: carbohydrate metabolic process; folic acid-containing compound biosynthetic process. The transcript is spliced from 2 exons. Gene Ontology annotation, cellular component: mitochondrion; cytosol; cytoplasm. Gene Ontology annotation, molecular function: dihydrofolate synthase activity; zinc ion binding; tetrahydrofolylpolyglutamate synthase activity. Bases 149 to 1663 code for a protein of 504 amino acids. The record is from RefSeq and is a predicted model, not a curated record.